Messenger RNA from Diprion similis, 2732 nucleotides. RefSeq names its product lysine-specific histone demethylase 1A (gene Su(var)3-3). The transcript has 14 exons. Gene Ontology annotation, cellular component: nucleus. NCBI's taxonomy places the organism in Eukaryota, Metazoa, Arthropoda, Insecta, Hymenoptera, Diprionidae. Gene Ontology annotation, biological process: regulation of DNA-templated transcription. Gene Ontology annotation, molecular function: flavin adenine dinucleotide binding; protein binding; oxidoreductase activity. The coding region runs from base 210 to 2591 and encodes 793 amino acids. The record is from RefSeq and is a predicted model, not a curated record.
UUUUCAACUGCGACUAUUGCGUGCGAGGUAUCGACUUGCCAGAGGAACGACUAUCGAUGACGUCACUCGACGCAGCGCAACGUCUGGCAACGUGCCGGUAGAUCGGGAUCCUCGAGAGAGAUCAAAACAAACAACAACCCUCGUUCAUUGUGCGGAUUGCCCUCUUCGUUAACCUUACGUGAUCGAGGAAUCUAAUAAGGAAUAGCAGAAUGAGCCGAAGAAAGAAGCCGAAGGUUGAGUACAGAGAGAUGGAAGAAAAAUACAAUCAGAUCGAUGAUGAAAAUGCUUCUGAUACUUCCGAGAAGUCAAAGACUGGCCUCGGCACGCCGGAAAAAAAAAUCUUGCCUGAACCAAAAAAGGAAACGUCAGAAGCGUCCACUGCUCCCAAAGUUGAAGCUAAAGAGGAAGACGAACAGGACAGUGAUCACGAAGAUCCACAUGUGAAAGAAUUAUUGACUGGGCUGGAAGGCGCAGCUUUCCAAAGUCGUUUGCCGUUUGAAAAGCUGACCUCAACAGAGGCUGCCUGUUUCCUUGACGUGUCUGGAGGACCGCCGCAAACUCAAAAAGUAUUUCUUCAUAUAAGGAAUAGAUUGCUGCAGCUAUGGCUUGAAAACCCUAAGCAGCAAUUAAUUAUCGAAAAUGCUCUGCCAGCUGUGGAAGCACCAUACAACAGCGAUCCGAUACUUGUUCGCAGAGUUCACGCCUUUCUCGAACGGCACGGUUUCAUUAAUUUUGGUGUUUUUAAACGACUUAAGCCAUUGCCAGUGAAGAAAUUGGGUACAGUUAUAGUAAUUGGAGCUGGGAUCGCCGGGUUAGCUGCUGCUCAGCAAAUGCAGCAAUUUGGAUUAGAAGUUAUUGUGCUUGAGGCUCGGGAUCGCGUCGGUGGGCGCAUAGCAACAUUUAGAAAAUCUUCGUACAUCGCUGAUCUUGGAGCAAUGGUUGUGACGGGACUUGGUGGAAAUCCUGUAACUACUCUUAGCAAGCAAAUCAACAUGGAAUUACAUAAAAUCCGACAAAAGUGUCCACUGUAUGAGAGUGAUGGUCAAACCGUACCAAAGGACAAAGAUGAAAUGGUCGAACGAGAAUUCAACAGAUUACUGGAGGCCACAUCGUACUUGUCUCAUCAGCUCGACUUUAAUUACGUUGGUGGUGCAGCCACUGCAGUUAACCAACAAGGUCAGGCAGCUUCAACGAGGCCUGUAUCUCUUGGACAGGCAUUAGAGUGGGUUAUUCGUCUACAAGAGCAAGGAGUCAAACAACGUCAGGUUGCACACUUACGCUCUGUACUUUCUCUUCAGAGUCGAUUGAUCUCAAAUCAACACAGGAUGAUUGCGAUCAAAGAACGUUUGGCAGAGUUGAAUAAACAGUACAAAGAAAUGUCGGAUAGCAAAUCACAGUCACGUGACAUUACGCAAGAAUUUGUCAUUCGGUCAAAAAUGCGUGAUAUUAACAAUGCUUGCAAGGAGUGGGAUCAACUUGCCGAGCAGCAAAAAGAAAUUGAAGCAAAGUUGCAGGAGCUUGAAGCUUCACCGCCAAGUGACGUGUAUUUAUCAUCGAAGGAUCGGCAGAUACUAGACUGGCACUUCGCUAAUCUGGAAUUCGCCAAUGCGACGUCGCUGUCUAAUCUGAGCCUGAAACACUGGGACCAGGAUGACGACUUCGAGUUUACUGGAAGCCAUCUAACAGUUCGCAAUGGUUAUUCUUGCGUCCCAGUGGCCCUGUCAGAGGGACUCGACAUUCGACUAAACACUGCAGUAAGAGCCGUUCGUUACGGUCCAAAUGGCGUCGAGGUCUGGGCCGCGCCCUCGAGGAGUCCGCACACAGCGCACACGGUCCACAAGGCUGACGCAGUCCUGGUUACGCUUCCUCUGGGAGUCCUGAAAGCCUCAGCCCAGCCUUCGGCGGUUGCCUUCAACCCACCCCUUCCCGACUGGAAGUCACAGGCGAUCCAGCGUCUCGGUUUCGGCAACCUCAACAAGGUGGUGCUCUGCUUCGAACGAAUCUUCUGGGACCCCACCGCAAACCUUUUCGGUCACGUCGGAAGCACGACGGCGUCCCGAGGAGAGCUCUUCCUCUUUUGGAACCUAUACAAAGCUCCGGUUCUACUAGCUCUCGUUGCUGGCGAGGCAGCUUGUGUGAUGGAGAACGUUAGCGACGACGUUAUCGUGGGUCGAUGCAUCGCCGUCCUCAAGGGUAUAUUUGGAAACCAAGUUGUGCCUCAGCCACGCGAAAGCGUUGUUACCAGAUGGAGGGCCGACCCUUGGGCACGAGGGUCGUACAGCUUUGUUGCUGUCGGGAGUUCCGGAAGUGACUACGACCUUCUCGCGGCACCCGUCACUCCUCCAGCUCCUCCGAACCACCCACCUGGGGCUCCACCUCUUCAGCCACGUUUAUUCUUUGCAGGGGAGCACACAAUUCGCAACUAUCCGGCAACGGUGCACGGCGCAUUUCUCAGCGGACUAAGGGAGGGUGGACGAAUCGCUGACCAGCUCACCGGAUGUCCUUACGCCCCUCUGACGCAGCCGACGCCUGUCGUUUCCACGGCCGGAAUCGUAACGACAUCAUCCGCAGCGCCGGGCGGAACGCCGUAGCGCCCGACACCCAGAAACAUCUCAUCGCCAGGGGCCUCGCGAUCUCCGAUCGUUAUUGUCGAUUGAGAUCCGAGGCGGAUUCCCGUGUGAUAUUCUUAUUGCCAUUUUUGGAAGAAACGUCGUUAGGUUGUGUCUGGUAAU